AUUUCAAAAGAAAGCGAAGAAGGAAAAACUGAGUACGCUGAGUUUGCUGCUGUUACGAAGCGUGAAUAUGCUGAAGAAUUAAGUGAUGAAGAAGCCGUGAGCAUGAAAGUGUCCACUGAAGAGAAGCAGCAAAUUUUGUCUGAAGAGUACUGGAGUGCUUCUGGAGCAAUUGAACAAGAUCGUGAUGCAAUAUCAUACGUCGAAAUGCAGGCGCCAGAAGACAAGGCUGUCUCAGAAGCAGAUAUAAUCUUUGAAGUCGGAAAGCGAGAUGUCACUGCAGCAGUUGCAGAUCACGAGAAACAGAUAAUUGGCGGUGUUUCAGUAGACGAAACUGAAUUGGAACAGCCAGUUGAGAUUCAUGAGGAGCUUCGCAAAGAUGAUGAACUGAGCGAACUGAAACCAGAACCAAUGCCUUGCGAACACGCAGUUUUCGAGAAAGAAUUCACCGUCCAAGCAGGACUGUACGAUGAAACAUACAAAUUCAGUAUUUCAAAAGAAAGCGAAGAGGAUAAAACUGAAGACGCUGAGUUUGCUGCUUUUAAGAAGCGUGAAUAUGCUGAAGAAUUGAGUGACGAAGAAGCCAUACGCAUGGAACUGUCUACUGACGAGAAGCAGCAGGUGUUGUCUGAGGAGUGUCGAGGUGUUUCUGAUGCAACUGUAGAAGAUCGUGCUAUUUUCUCUCACGUUGGAGUGCCAGCAAUAGAAGACAUUGCUGUCUCGGAAGCAGAUUUUGGUUUUGAAGUUGAUUUGCGUUCGUUUAAUCGCGCGGUCGAUUUCAGUGGUUCGAUGUUUGAAAAUCAUUCGGAAACUGCUGUUAUUUUCCAACCUCGGGAAGGUGAUGCUCGUAUUUCAGCCCUGAAUUCUCGCUAUGCGGAAAGCUUCCACAGUGAGUCCGUGGAAGGAAAAGGACAAGAAAUUGAGUCAUUUAAAUUAACAACAGUUGUUUCUCAGUACUGCAUCAAGGAAAAAAUUGUCGAUGAUCUCAUGGAAUGUGCAAGAAUAGAAGAGAAUGCGCAUGAUAUUAAUGACUUCAUAAGCGGACAGGAGGGGAAAACAGUAAUAGCAACUGAGUCUUAUUUGGAUUCAACAUUCGAAAAUUCGCUUGUGUUCUCAGAAGCUGAGCAAGAAACCGUAUCAUCUGAAAUGGAUGAGAAUACUAAAAUUGCUCUCGUCAAUGGCACAAAAGCAUUGUUAGGUAAUGCAGACGAUGUGUUCGAGAAUGUUGUUCAUGAAUUUGCCGAUGAAGAAAAUGAGACAUGUAGUGGUAUAAAUAUUAUUGGUAGAACAAACUUUUUGGAUUCUUCAUUUCCAUCUUACACCCACUCAUCAUCACAUUUCAUAGAAAAAAGAGAAAGUGUUGGAAAUGAUCCAUUUCACAUCAGUGAUGGGUCUGGAAUGCAUGGGGAAUUAAACUUUGAAGAAGUAUCAACAGUUUCUGUGCUAGAAAAGAAUAAACCAAGAGCAUAUUUGGUGAAAGAGAGUAUAUCUGUGGACAGUAACGAACAUGAGUUUUAUGCACAGAUUGCAAAGGUAGUUGAUGACAUUGUAAGGAAGAUUGAAAACAGUUUGUCUUGUAGUGAGUCUAAUUACAAAACUGCAACUGCUGUAUCGAAAGAUAGCUAUGAGACUUGUUUAACAUCUCAGGAGGAUAUCUUUGAAUCAGCUCAGGGUUGUUAUUCUCAGGAAUCGGAAUACACGACUGCAGCGAGCGAAGUUAGUAGUAGGCUGUCAGGAAUAAGUGAGAAUCGUCGAGGUAGUGAAACUCCAGUUAUACUUCUCUCACCGAUACAACAUGAUUGUCAUUAUAUUGUCUCUAAUGAUGAAAAGCAAAAACUAGAUAAAACAGUGGAUUCAAAGCUUUCUUCUCCAAGUAUGCCUGAUAUUGAAUUUGUACUUGCUGAAGAUGAAAAUGAUACCGAAAAAAAGGAUGUUUCAGGGACAUCUACUGAUGGUAUUCUUCUCUCUCCGAAUAUCGACAUAGAACGCCCCAUGUCUCCCAUCCCUCCAAGUCUGAAUAAUGGUGAAAAUUCUUUCAUGAUCCCUGUUACAUCUGAAAACUUAAACAAAUCUGUAGGACAUAGUCGCCAGAUGGAAAUAAGAAUUCUCGACUCCAUCGUCGAAGCCCCUGUCGAUGAUAUCCUAGUUGAAGAUUCUUAUUCAUCUUGCAAGCAAGAUGUAUCUGGUGCACCAGUUUUCCAAGAAAUGCUUCCUGGAAAAGUUAUACAUCUUGAAAAAGAGCGUUCUGCGCAAUAUUACAGUGAAAGUGAAAUUGACACUACUUCUGACAGUUUUGUAAAAGAGGAAGCCAUGAGAGAUGUGUUGUCGACUGAUAGAGUUGUACAUAUAGAGGGAUCUGAUUCGUCCGAUUCUCUCGAUAAAAAAUCAGUUCAAAGUAGUAGUAGUAGUAGUUGUUGUAAACAACUUAGCAUUUCACGUCAGAGCAGUUCUAGCUCUCGAAAAAGUCUAUAUGAUGAGCCACAAGUAUUUGUAGAACGACUUACACCGGAGUUAAAAAUGAUAUGGGCAGAAAAGAAUGUAGAUGAAGGAUCCACUAAACAGUUUUUAUUCUCCCCAUCAGAAGAUUUUCCAACAUUUGUUCCGGAAAACGAACAAAUGAAUUCAGUGGAAAUAGAAUUAGGUACAGUGGAUGAGGAACCUGAAGAAGCAGAUUCAUUGAAUGGUAGAAGCACAUCUUCAAAUGGUCAAGGAACGGAUAUCAAUGUAAUAGUUGGAAAAUUCAAGACUGUGUCAAGCGAUAAUGUGUCUGAAACAAGUUUGCAAGAAUUUGAACGAAUUGAACGAGACGUACUCAAUAAGGGAGAGUCAAGUCUUAGUGGAAGCGAAUUAGAAUUAUACGUCGUCGGGAAAUUGAAAACAGCUAAUGGAUCUACAAGUUCCUUAGCUGAAUUUGAAAGACUGGAGCAGGAAGUUACUGUUGAGGGUUCUCCACAAGAUGAAGUAAUGAUAUUAUCCGAUAUACGAGAAGAAUCAGAAGUUGAAGAGAUGAGUAUAAGAGACGAUGAUGAGGAAGAGCAUGAUUCUAUUUCUGAUAUAAAAGCGAUACCAGUUGAAGAUGAUACCCAAAUGCCAACACCAAUGGCUUCACCAACUGAUAGUAUUGAGAGAGAUUUCGACAAAAUUAUGCAUGUAAUGGAAACAAGCGCAGAUUCUUUAGAAUUAAGUCCUCCAGUAAUCGUAACCGGAAAAUAUUUAGUUGACGAAAGUUUGUCAGAAUAUGAGGUAAUUGAAAGAAUUCGUGAAGGAAUUUAUGAUUCUCUGGAAACGAUUCCUCAAAACAAAGAUUCUGUAGAGGAAGAAGGGACUACGAUGCAAGAACUCACAUGUUUUGAUAGACAGGCGCUCACUGAUGAUGCACAAAACGUGUAUCAAGUAUGUCAAGAAGAUAAAGAUUCAUUAACUGAUGAGACGGAUACUGUUUUUACUGAUUAUUCAACUACUCUGACAACAUUUGAAACAACACAAAUAAAUGAGGAUGGUUCCACCGAAGUCAUUUCAAGAAGAGUUCUCACUCGUGUCACUGAUCCAGUUAUGAGCCAUGUUCAGUUUACUGGGACCGAAAAUGAGCAUCGUUUACGUGAUUUGGAACGUGAGCAAGAAUUUGAAACAGUUGAUAUUGAGGGCAACGUUACACGAACGACUCUUCAUCGUAGUGCUCCUUCAUCCGCAGUUCCACUUCCAGAUAUGUGCAAUACUUCAAUUCUGUAAAU
Thelazia callipaeda (thelaziosis nematode) is the source of this 3728-nucleotide messenger RNA. Lineage: Eukaryota; Metazoa; Nematoda; Chromadorea; Rhabditida; Thelaziidae. The record is from the annotation of a GenBank genome assembly.